Messenger RNA from Myiozetetes cayanensis, 3551 nucleotides. RefSeq lists its product as uncharacterized. The transcript is spliced from 5 exons. The coding region runs from base 1687 to 2649 and encodes 320 amino acids. Lineage: Eukaryota; Metazoa; Chordata; Aves; Passeriformes; Tyrannidae. The record is from RefSeq and is a predicted model, not a curated record.
GCCAGCAGGGUGGAGGCUGGAUGGGGUUUCUUUGGAAGGGAGGAGAAGGGAUUGAAUGGAAUUCCAAAGGGUGGCUCCCCCUGGGGGAUCAGGGAAUGUCACAAAUUGCCCAUUCCAGGAGGGAAUUCCCAGGGAUUGCUUGGGCUGGAAGCAGGAGGAAGGUUCUCCAGGGAUUUUUUCCUUCUUGAUGUGUCUUAAUUCCUUAAAUAUUUUGGGAAUGUUUGGGUGGGAUGUUCCUGGGAGCAAAGUUGGAACUCAACCUCUGGAAUUCCAAGCUUGGCUCCCUUUUCCUGCUUUUGGAUUUAUUCCUGGGAGAGGUGGGUGGUUCAUCCUUCUGAUUUAGAAUCCUGGAAUGGUUUGGGUUGGAAGGGAGCUGAAAGAUCCUGGAAUUCCACCCAGGGACACCUUCCCACUAUCCCAGGUUGCUCCAAACCCUGUCCAGGUUGUCCUUGAACAUUCCAGGGAUGGGGGGCAACCACAGCUUCUCUGGGAAUUCAAUUCCAGUCCCUCCCCACUCUCCCAGGGAGGAAUUUCUUCCCAAUAUCCAUCUAAACCUUCCCUCCUUCACCUGAAACAUUCCCAACGGGAUCAAACCCCAUUUCCCACCCUUCUUCCCCACAGAACAAAAAAAAUUCCACCAGGACUCCCAAACCCUUCAGAAACUUCCCAUGACUCUUUCAGUGCUGGAAUCACCCCCCUUCCCCCAAAAAAAUUCCCAAACCCUUCAUUCCUGUCCACAACACGAGUGACGUCAUGGGAUGAGCAAGCGGCUCCCGCUCGGAAAAUUCCACCGGAAAAGUUGGAAAACACAACUGGCAAAGUUGGGAGAAGGAGCCGCUUUGCCUGACCCUUGGAGGGAGUAAAUUGGGAGCAAGUGAGGAGUAAAUGAUGGGAGGCAUCCACAUGCUCAGCUGCUGAUGAUUUUAUGGGCACCCAGCGCUCCGAUCCCUCCCUCAGGAAUCUCAGCCCUGGAUUUCCCCCCCCCCUCAUCUAUUUUUUCCUUCCCUGGCACUGAAACUUUUCCAGUGGGGUGAUUCCCGCUGGGAAAACGCUUCCAGGGGGUUAUUUUGGUUUGGGGUUGAGUUUGCUGGUUUGGGGUUUGUUUCUCUUUGGAGUGGUGAUUUCCACGAGGUGGGAAUCUGGGAAUCUCGGAUCUGAGAUGGAUCCAGGCCUCGGAUCGCAUUCCCUGCGGGUUUAUCCAGGAAUCCCUUCCCUCAGGGAAACUCUUGGAUGGUGCCCAGCUCAGGACCCUUGGAAUUGAUCUCAUCUCUUAUUUUCCACCUCGUUAAUCCCGUUUUCCUGAGAUUUUUCCCUCAGUUUUCCCUCGCUCGGCCCAACAUUCCCGCACCGCUCCGAGCGCCCGUCAAUGCUAUCACACCCAGUUUGAUUUUCCCUGGAAAUCAUCCCAUUUCCAGGUCUCUUUUCCCUGGAAAUCAUCCCAUUUCCAGGUCUCUUUUCCCUGGAAAUCAUCCCAUUUCCAGGUCUCUUUUCCCUGGAAAUCAUCCCAUUUCCAGGUCUCUCUUCCCUCUGGCUCAUCCUUGGGAACCAGGAGUGGACGUGGCCACCGAGGUGGCUCCUCAUUCCUCGGAGUUGGGAGAAGGAGCCGCUUUGCCUGACCCUUGGAGGGAGUAAAUUGGGAGCAAGUGAGGAGUAAAUGAUGGGAGGCAUCCACAUGCUCAGCUGCUGAUGAUUUUAUGGGCACCCAGCGCUCCGAUCCCUCCCUCGGGAAUCUCAACCCUGGAUUUCCCCCCCACUCCAAAUAUUUUUUCCUUCCCUGGCACUGAAACUUUUCCAUGGGGUGAUUCCCGCUGGGAAAACGCUUCCAGGGGGUUAUUUUGGUUUGGGGUUGGUUUGCUGGUUUGGGGUUUGUUUCUCUUUGGAGUGGUGAUUUCCACGAGGUGGGAAUCUGGGAAUCUCGGAUCCCAGGUGGAUCCAGGCCUCGGAUUGCAUUCCCUGCGGGUUUAUCCGGGAAUCCCUUCCCUCAGGGAAACUCUUGGAUGGUGCCCAGCUCAGGACCCUUUGGAAUUGAUCUCAUCUCUUAUUUUCCACCUCGUUAAUCCCGUUUUCCUGAGAUUUUCCCCUCACUUUUCCCUCCCUCAGCCCAACAUUCCCACCCCGCUCCGGUUGCCCGUCAAUGCUAUCACACCCAGUUUGAUUUUCCCUGGAAAUCAUCCCAUUUCCAGGUCUCUUUUCCCUGGAAAUCAUCCCAUUUCCAGGUCUCUUUUCCCUGGAAAUCAUCCCAUUUCCAGGUCUCUUUUCCCUGGAAAUCAUCCCAUUUCCAGGUCUCUCUUCCCUCUGGCUCGUCCUUGGGAACCAGGAGUGGACGUGGCCGCCGAGGUGGCUCCUCAUUCCUCGGAGUUGGGAGAAGGAGCGUCUGUUUUCCUGCACAAUUCCAUCUGCACCCCUGGUUUGUCGUGGAAUCCGAAGCUGGCGGAGUUCCCAUCCUUGGAAUUGCUCGGAGCGAGCUGGGAUAGUGGAAGGUGUCACUUCCCAACAGGAAUGGGGUUGGAAAUUCCCUUCCCACCCAACCCAUUCCAUGAUUUCACGGUGAAAAUCCUCCCUCCAUCCCCAUUUUUAGGUGGUUUUGGCCCCAUCCUGAUUUUGGGAUUGGGGAAUUCUGUCGGUAUCCGGUGGCUCUUUGGGGAAUAAUCUGUUUAUACGUUAAGAGGAGAAAUAUUUGGCUUUGGGAAUUCUGGAAUUCAUCCUUCCUUGGCUGGAUGUUUUCGUGGCCAUGGGGGGGCUUUGCUACAGAUCCGAAGUUUUCAGGGAUGGAGCUGGGUUGGGAGUGAAAUAGGAAGGGAAGGAAAUGCAGGGAAAAAAAUAUGGGGGAAAAAAAUACAGGAAAAGGAAAUGCAGGGAAAAAUAUGGGAGAAAAAUACAGGGAAAAAAUAUCAGGAAAAAGAAAUGCAGGGAAAAAUAUGGGAGAAAAAUACAGGGAAAAAUAUGGGAGAAAAAUACAGGGAAAAAAAUACCAGGAAAAAAAUAUGGGAGAAAAAUACAGGGGAAAAAAAUACCAGGAAAAAGAAAUGCAGGAAAAAAUAUGGGAGAAAAAUACAGGAAAAAGAAAUGCAGGGAAAAAUAUGGGAGAAAAAUACAGGGGAAAAAAAUACCAGGAAAAAGAAAUGCAGGAAAAAAUAUGGGAGAAAAAUACAGGGAAAAAAUUACAGGAAAAAAUACAGGAAAAAAUACAGGAUAAAUAUUGGAAAAAGUAGAGGGGAAAAAUGAAGGGAAAAAAGGACAGGAAAAGAAAUACUGGGAAAAAAUUACAGGAAAAAUACAGGGGAAAGAAAUACAGGAAAAAACAGGAAAAAAAUAGAGGGGGGAAAAAUACAGGAAAAAUAUAGGAAAAAAAUAGAGAGGGAAAAAUAAUGCAGGGAAAGAAAUACAGGGAAAAAUACAAGGAAAAAAUACAAGGAAAAAAUACAGGAAAAAGAAAUACAGGGAAAAAAAACAGGGAAAAAUAGAGGGGAAAAAAUACAGGAAAAAGAAAUACAGGGAAAAAAAACAGGGAAAAAUAGAGGGGAAAAAAUACAGGAUAAAGAAAUACAGGG